AUGGCCUCAACCAAAUUGAUCCAGUUCAAUAUCCUAGAAACAUGUGCCACGGGUGGAAAUCAUUUCAUUGGGCAGUGGAAGAAUGGUCCUCAGGACGGCUGUCGGCGAAAGGACAGACUGGAUUACUACAUGAGCCUUGCGAAGCUGGCAGAGAAGGGCAAAUUUACUUCCAUUUUCUUUGCCGAUUCCUAUGGCGCCAACGAUGUCUAUGGUGGUAGUACUGACGCCACAUACCGUGGUGGAAGUCAGGUCGCCCAGCUUGAUCCAUUCGUCAUAGUGGGUGCUAUGGCUGCCGUCACCGAAAGCCUAGGUUUUGCGCUUACUGCGAAUGCCAUCUACUUGAAUCCUUUCAUCCUGGCACGCAGCUUCUCGUCUUUGGACCACAUCACCAAUGGAAGAAUCGGAUGGAACAUCGUGACGGGAUACACAAAUUCAUCAGCCCUGGCGAUGGGAUUCGAUGGUAUCAUGCCCCAUGAUCAGAGAUACGCGAAGGCAGAAGAGUUUGUAAAUUUGACAUAUAGGCUCUGGGAGGGAGGAUGGGACGAUGAUGCUCAGGUGUUUGACGUCGAACGGGAUACUGCAUAUGAUCCUGAGCGUCUGUACAAGACGGAAUUCAGUGGCAAGUUCCACAAGCUCUCAGCGAUACACCAGGUGCAUCCUUCCCCUCAACGCACACCUGUCAUCUUCCAAGCCGGUGCGUCCUCGGCGGGUAUUGCUCUAGCCGGUGCGUCCUCGGCGGGUAUUGCUCUAGCCGGAGGCAACGCGGAAGGGCUGUAUUGUGGAAGCAUAUCAUCUGCUCGGACUGCUCAGUACGUCAAGACGGUCCGCGAGGCGGCCAAGGCCGCCGGUCGAGAUCCCAGUAAUGUCAAGGCCUUUGCCGGUGUUGCUACAUUUCUUGGCCGCACAGUUGAAGAGGCCCAGGCAAAGUAUCAACGAACACUUCAGAAUGUCAGUGCUACAGCCGGACUCGCUCGAUUCUGUGCGUACACGGGGAUAGAUCUAAGCAGCUAUCCGUUGGACAAGCCUUUUAGUUUUGACGCCGGCGCCACGAAUGCGGUUCAGGGUGUGAUUGAGAGCUUCAAGGCAGGGAACGAAAACAAUGAUGCAUGGACUCCGAGAAAGUUGGGCGAGCGGAUGUCUUGCGGCGGCAUGUACCCCCACGUCGUGGGCACUCCGGAAAUGGUCGCCGACUUCAUGGAGAAGUGGAUGGAAGAGACUGACGUGGAUGGAUUUAACCUCUACGCCUCGUCUUCCCCAGACACAAUGCAGGAUGUUGUCGAGCUUCUGGUGCCUGUCCUUCAAGCCCGUGGCAGGUACUGGAAGGACUACGCAGUGCCGGGUGGGACUCUUCGCGAAAACAUGUAUAUACAGCCAGGACAUCGCCGGGUCAGGGAUGACCAUCCCGCGGCCAAUUAUAGGCGUGAGAGGGAAGCAGAGAGGAAGGCGAGAGAUCUCAAGGCUGCCCGUAUUUCUUGA
Molecule: messenger RNA, 1476 nt
Organism: Pestalotiopsis fici W106-1
Lineage: Eukaryota; Fungi; Ascomycota; Sordariomycetes; Amphisphaeriales; Sporocadaceae
Exons: 2
Coding region: 1-1476 (491 amino acids)
Molecular function (GO): oxidoreductase activity, acting on paired donors, with incorporation or reduction of molecular oxygen; monooxygenase activity
Source: RefSeq, a predicted model, not a curated record